AUGGCACCCACAACGUCGUGGGAAUCGAAAUCGCUUGUGACGCCAUACCUGGUAUUCAUCAUAUUCAUAACCACAUUGGGGCCUCUCCAAUUUGGAUAUCAUCUUGCUGAGCUCAAUGCUCCGAAAGACGUCAUCACCUGUUUGAAGAAAAGUAUUACCUCGGAAAAAGAAGCCAUUUCGAAACUGCCACAAUGUAUCCCAAUGAAUGAGUUUCAAUUCGGCAUCGUGUCGUCAAGUUAUACGCUCGGCGGCCUUCUGGGAGCCCUUGUCGCGGGGCCCUUUGCAACCAAAUACGGCCGGCUCCUUGCUCUCCGCUUGACAACGAUAUUCUUUAUUACGGGUCCCAUUAGCGAAACCCUUGCCACUGGCAUUGAAUCUAUAAGCGUUGGCCGGCUAAUCUCAGGCAUUGGGGCUGGCGCUGCAAUUGUUGUCGGGCCUAUAUAUAUCGCGGAAGUGGUCCAUGCGACCCAAAGGGGGUUCUUCGGCGCCUUUACACAGGUCAUGACCAAUGUCGGAAUAUUACUCUCCCAAUCCCUGGGGUACUUUCUAAGUAAAGGCAGCCUAUGGCGUAUUAUCCUUGCAGUUGCUGGUGUCAUUGGUGCUCUGGAAGUCCUUGGACUGCUCUUUGUUCCUGAGAGUCCCAUCUGGCUGGCUGAGCAUCAACGGGCAACCCAUGCCCUGCUAAUCCUCCAGCGGAUCCGCGGAAAGAAUAAAGAUAUUGAACAAGAGGUAAAAGCCUGGAGAAUUCCGCCGGGUCAAACCGAUGCAAGAACCGCAGAGGAAGAAUCUCUUCUCACACCACCAACGGGGAAUCUCCCUCCCAAGCGUCCCCAAGUCUCCAUGCUCGGGGUCAUAAUGAACCCGACGUACCGCCCUGCAAUCGUCGCUGUCAUCGUGGUCAUGGCCGCUCAGCAAUUUACCGGAAUCAACAGUAUAGUCAUGUACAGCGUUUCCAUACUCUCCGACAUCCUCCCAACCGCAGCUCCGCUGCUGGCCGUUGGAGUCUCCGCUCUCAAUCUCAUAGUUACCCUCCUUUGCGCUCCACUAGCGGACAAACUCGGCCGCAAAGCAUGUCUCCUCCUCAGCAUCACUGGCAUGGGUGUCAACUCCAUGCUCCUUGCACUGGGCAUCUCAUUUAAUUUAAAAAUCCUCUCCGCUAUUGCGACGCUCCUAUUCGUAGCAAGUUUUGCUGUCGGCCUUGGGCCUGUUCCAUUUAUACUUGCCUCCGAGCUCGUUGGACCCGAAGCGGUUGGUGCCACACAAAGCUGGGCUCUAGGUGCCAACUGGACCGCUACUUUUAUCGUUGCGCAGUUUUUCCCUCCACUCAACAUGGCUAUGGGAGGGAAAGGGAGAAUUUAUUGGGUUUUCACGGCCCUGGCGGUGGUGUUGGGUUCGUUUUUGGCCUGGUGGGUUCCAGAGACGAAGAGAAAAUCUACCAUGGAGGAGGUUUGGGGUCGCCGCACGGAGCGGAGAGUUGAUUAG
Messenger RNA from Histoplasma mississippiense, 1482 nucleotides. RefSeq lists its product with no specific name. The record is from RefSeq and is a predicted model, not a curated record. Gene Ontology annotation, cellular component: membrane. Gene Ontology annotation, biological process: monosaccharide transmembrane transport. NCBI's taxonomy places the organism in Eukaryota, Fungi, Ascomycota, Eurotiomycetes, Onygenales, Ajellomycetaceae. Gene Ontology annotation, molecular function: hexose transmembrane transporter activity. Bases 1 to 1482 code for a protein of 493 amino acids. The transcript has 2 exons.